Messenger RNA from Coregonus sp. 'balchen', 1398 nucleotides. The record is from the annotation of a GenBank genome assembly. Lineage: Eukaryota; Metazoa; Chordata; Actinopteri; Salmoniformes; Salmonidae.
GAGCUGCGUGAGCUGCAGGGCCAGAUCAAGGACACCUCUGUGGUGGUGGAGAUGGACAACAGCCGUAACCUGGACAUGGACUCCAUUGUCGCUGAAGUGCGCGCCCAGUACGAGGACAUCGCUAACCGCAGCAGAGCUGAGGCCGAGACCUGGUACAAGCAGAAGGUAAGCCAAGUCCAGGUUUCAAGAGCAAGAUCAAAAGACAUGAACAUAGUUUACCAGAACACGUUCAUGUAAAAUAAGCAACCUUCCUCAAUCUUUACCGCCCUCCUUUUCAUUCUCUUAUAUUUCCUCCUGUCUUUUCUCAGUAUGAAGAGAUGCAGAGCUCUGCUGGACAGUAUGGUGAGGACCUCCGCUCAACCAAGACUGAGAUCGCUGAGCUGAACCGCAUGAUCGCUCGUCUCCAGAACGAGAUUGAGUCCAUCAAGGGACAGGUGAGGGUGCCAUCUCAUUACAGAACCUCCUUUGAGAUGAUUGACCAUAAAUGCCUGAUGUCCAAGCAAGAUCGUUCAUAACACUAGCAUAUUACCAUUAGCCGCUAAACAUUGCUUAAACAGUGGAUAAAGGCUAAUGCUAAUGAGCGGUUUGCUUACAAUAAAUGAAUAAAUGUUCUCUUAACACAGCGGGCCAGCCUUGAGGCUCAGAUCGCUGAGGCAGAGGAGCGCGGUGAGCUGGCAGUGAAGGACGCCAAGCUCCGAAUCAGGGACUUGGAGGAUGCUCUCCAGAGAGCCAAGCAGGACAUGGCCCGCCAGGUGCGCGAGUACCAGGAGUUGAUGAACGUCAAGCUGGCCCUGGACAUUGAGAUCGCCACUUACAGGAAGCUGCUGGAGGGAGAGGAGAGCAGGUGAGUGAAAGUGGAAGCUGGAUAGUUGAGAUGUUAGCCUCUUAGCUUAGCAUGUUAGCAAUGCUACUUAGCAUAUUUUUCAACUUUCUAUCCAAACUUCUUUAACACUGCUCUUAUCUGUUCACAGAAUAUCCUCGGGUGGUGCAUCUGCAACAAUCCACGUGCAGCAGAGCUCUGGCGGCAGUAAGUACAAUUUUGAUUUCAUUUCUCAUUGUGUCACCAUGUAAGACAUAGGUCUGCUCUUCACACUUCAGCUUUAGAACCUUUUCCGUUAUUUUAAGUAAUACACACCGAGCUUGACAUGCAUCAAUGAAACCAGAAUGUCCUCUAGCUUUACAGCAGAUUAAACAGAUCCCACUCUCUCUCUGUACCCAGACUACUCCAGCGCAGGCUCAGGUGGAUUCGGCUAUGGCGGCGGCAGCAGCAGCUUCGGCGGCAGCAGCAGCUUCGGCGGUGGCAGCAGCUACGGCGGUGGCAGCAGCAGCUACGGCAGCGGUGGUGGUGCCACAAUCACCAAGUCCGUGACAUCCACCAGCUCCAGCAGACGUUUCUAG